CUUUGAGAGUGGGUGCUCUCCUCCCAUUUGUGGCUCACGUCCUCAGGGUAUGUUCCUACACCUCACGCAAGCUAAUUGAGACCCUGUAGGUGAACGUGCUCCAUGGAGACAUACUCACUCCUGAGAGUCAUCGGUGAAGGAUCUUUCGGCCGGGCUUUGUUAGUGCAGUGUAAAAGCAGUCAGGAGAAGUAUGUGGUCAAGGAAAUCCAGCUGCCAAAGAAUCGGUCCAAACUGGAGAAUUCAAGGAGAGAAGCCAUCCUGCUGUCAAGAAUGAAACAUCCUAAUAUCGUGGCCUUCAGAGAGGCGUUCGAAGCUGAUGACCUCCUGUAUAUUGUUAUGGAGUACUGCAAUGGAGGAGACCUGCUCCAGCGGAUCCGCCAACAGAAAACUACGCAGUUCUGUGUGGAUGAUAUCUUGAGGUGGUUUGCUCAAAUGUGUGCAGGUGCAAAGCAUAUCCACGAUAAACGGGUUUUGCACAGAGAUCUGAAGUCCAAGAACAUUUUCCUGACUGAUAAUGGGACAAUCAAGCUCGGGGACUUUGGCUCAGCGUGUAUUCUGAACAGCUCAAAAGCUUACGCUCAUACAUAUGUUGGGACACCAUAUUACGUGGCUCCAGAAAUCUGGGACAACAAGCCCUACAACAAUAAGAGUGAUGUGUGGUCUUUGGGAUGCGUCCUCUAUGAGCUCUGCACCCUGCGACACCCGUUCCAGGCAUCCAGCUGGAAAAGCCUGAUUCUUAAGGUGUGUCGGGGCGCAUACCCGCCCCUCCCCAAACACCUGCCCUAUGAGCUGCAGUAUCUGGUCAAGCAGAUGUUUAAGACAAACCCCAAAGACAGGCCGUCCCUGCAAACCAUCCUGACCUCUCACCGGGUUUCCAAACUCCUGCGUUCACAUUUUCCCUCUCAGGUGAUGGAGAUGGAGGAGCAGGGGAGGCGUACGGGUCGAUGGAACAGAGGAGAGGGGAAGAAGGUGGUUGAUCUUCUGGGAGAGAAGACUUUAAUAAAAACGUCAACAUUUGAAGGCACAGAGUUAACAGAGGGUCACUGUGAAAACAGAGAGCCCGGCCAUCGAAAGCAGUGGGCCGCUGCGCCUUCAGACACUGUGCUGCAGGCGUUGGCCAAUGCCAGCAUCAUCUCAUCUGACAGCAUGGCAUCCACCAGCCAGGCCCUCACAGGUGUGUCAGAGGAGCCAGAGGACAGCAGGCGGAGGAGACAAUGGGAGAAAGAUCCUCCCGAGAGGCUGCUGAGUCUGCUGGAGAAGGCCCAGCUAAGCAGAGCCUUCAGCACCUUCGUAAUAAACAGAGGUGACGACCUGCUGAUGGGACCCCUCUCCCAGGGGCAGGGUGACGACACUGACGGUCCUGAGCCAGAGGUGGUUGUAGACGAGGACCGGCUAGAGCCGCGCUCUGAUGAUGAGGACACAGACUUUGAAGAAGAGUCUCCAUGUGACUGGAUAGAAGAAGCUGAAAAAAUGUUUUCAGAACACUAAAGCCUCAUCCUCCUCAACCUACACAAUCAUGAGGCUGCCAUUGUUAAUGUAUACUGUACAUUUGUUUAAAACACUAACAGUUUACAUGUGCCAAAAUCAUUUCACUUGAACAAUGUCUUAUUAAUGAGGACCUUUUUUUUUAUAUAACAGGUAAUAUCAAAGAUGACAAACAUCAGGUUAAGCUCACAUAGUAACAGUUAGACACUCAGUCUUUUUUAUCUUAUAUCAUUUUAUAUUCUUUCAAGCUCUGGUCUGAUUUUUGUGAAUUUGAUCACUGUUGCAAGAAAACACUAAAAUUUGAAUUGAAUAUUGUCCAACUUGCUAUUGUUGCUACUUUUUUUUUUUUUUUUUUUUUUUUUUUUUUUUUAUACAUAAAGAUGCUGAGCUGUGACUGUGAUGAAUCUGCCGGGAACUGUUCAGGUUAACAGUGAUAAUAUUCCCAGUGGCUCGAGGCCGUCUGGAAGCUCCUGUUUGGCUGGUCGGGGGAGGCAGGAAAUAUUAUAGACUCAAAGCAGCUGGGUCUUCAUGGGGUCAACCCCCCCCCCCCAACCUUUUGAUGUCUAUUUCCUGUGCAAUAUCAAAAGUAGACUAAACAUGUUCAGUCGUUGGUAUUCUUUGUGUUUUAUUCUUUUGGUGAGACACUAACAAACUAUACAUCUGGCCCACUUCAGCUUCUGUGUUGUUUUUAAUUUGCUGUGACCACAACGGUGCAGACACACAGAGAUGAGGGUGAUGGUUGUUCCUACAGUGAAUGCUGAUUGUAAACCACUAGGUGGAGUUGAAAACACUGAUGUGAACCUUGCAGAGUGGGGAGGAGUGUGAAAAGCUCCACUCUGGUUUAGAUACAAUUAAACCUGAACCAGAAUAUCUUUUUGAUAUUAAAUGUCAGAUGCAAUCAGAUGAGUCUGUGACUGCCUGCCCUGCUUAUGUGAAUUUGAGAGACCAUGUUGUGGGCAUCAUAAAGACCUUUAGUAUGAGGGACCAAGUAGAGCCUGCUAUGCUCUUUGUUUUGCCAAAUUAAAAUCUCGAUAUGAAAUAAGA
Molecule: messenger RNA, 2529 nt
Organism: Seriola aureovittata
Lineage: Eukaryota; Metazoa; Chordata; Actinopteri; Carangiformes; Carangidae
Gene: nek3
Product: NIMA related kinase 3
Exons: 14
Coding region: 103-1488 (461 amino acids)
Biological process (GO): protein phosphorylation
Molecular function (GO): protein kinase activity; ATP binding
Source: RefSeq, a predicted model, not a curated record